AUGACUGGCACCGUAGAUGUGGAAGACGUUCUAUCCAAGCUCAACAAUGUCGAGAAAUGCGCCCUGCUAGCAGGUAAAUCUCCUCACGUCUCCCAUGCUAUUAUACACCCCCAUUGACAAGUUAUAGGUGCCGAUUGGUGGCAUACAGUCCCGGUGAAACGUCUGGGAAUUCCCGUCAUUCGAGUAUCUGACGGACCAAACGGUGUUCGCGGAACCAAAUUCUUCAACGGUGUCAAAGCAGCUUGUUUCCCCUGCGGUACCGGGUUGGGUGCAACAUGGGAUGUUGACCUCCUUCGAGAGGCUGGUCGAUUGAUGGGAGAUGAGAGCAAAUCCAAAGGGUCACAUAUUAUCCUUGGACCUACCAUCAAUAUGCAGCGGUCUCCACUUGGGGGUCGAGGAUUUGAGAGUUUGAGUGAAGAUCCGGUUUUGGCGGGCCUUGGAGCUGCUGCGUUGGUUAAUGGGAUCCAGGAUAGGGAUAUUGCGGCUACCAUCAAGCAUUUUGUUUGUAAUGAUCAGGAGCAUGAGAGGAAUGGGACGAAUGCUAUUCUUACUGAUAGGGCAUUGAGGGAGAUUUAUUGUCUGCCUUUUCAGUUGGUUGUGAGAGAUUCGCAACCUGCGUGCUUCAUGGUAAGUAGUCUGCCAAUUCCACUCUCGGUUUUCCUUGGAGUAAGUACUGACUGUUCAACAGACAGCUUACAACAAAAUUAAUGGCGUUCACGUUUCCGAAAAUCCUAAAAUUUUGAAGGAUAUACUUCGUGGUGAGUGGGGCUGGGAAGGCGUAGUCAUGAGCGAUUGGUAUGUAUAUUCAAGGUCCUUUCAUUUGGCGUCUUACUGAAUUGUACAGGUGGGGAACAUAUUCGACGUCCGAAGCCAUUAACGCAGGUCUUGAUUUGGAAAUGCCUGGCCCUACUCGAUGGAGAGGAAUGGCUUUACAGCAAUCUGUCACAGUAGGAAAGGUUCAUCAGCACAUUCUUGAUGAACGUGUUCGAAAUGUUCUCAAUCUCAUCAAUCGUGUUGCAGCAGCAAAGAUUGAAGAGAAUGCCCCGGAGCUGGCUGCGAAUACACCGGAGACAGCUGCUUUUUUGCGAAAGAUUGGUGGGGAAGGUAUUGUGUUGAUGAAGAAUGAGGACAAGGUCUUGCCGUUGUCAAAAGAAAAGAAGGCGAGAAAUUUAAAUCCAUAGAUUCAAUUCAAUGCUAAUUGAUUCUAUAGUCACUCGUUCUUGGUCCUAAUGCUAAAUAUGCAGCUUAUCAUGGGGGUGGUUCGGCAGCACUUGCUAGCUUUUACGCAAUCACUCCUUUUGAUGGUAUCAAAGCACAGCUUACCAGCGAGCCAUCUUACACAGUCGGAUGUUACGCCCACAAAGAGUUACCACUCCUCGGCGAGAUCCUCAAGACAGCAAAGGGCGAGACUGGUAUUUCAUUCAAAGCAUACAACGAACCACCAUCAGUCAAAGACCGCGAAAUAGCCGACGACCUACUUCUCACGAAGACUGAGCUCCUGAUGAUGGAUUAUACGUGCGAGAAGAUCAAGAACGAAUUAUUCUGGGCCGACAUCGAAGGCUUCUACACAGCAGAGGAAGACUGUGAUUUUGAGCUGGGUCUUGGUGUUUAUGGAGCUGCGAAGUUGUAUGUUGAUGACAAGCUACUGAUUGAUAACGCGGCGACUCAAAGAAAAGGUACCAUGUUCUUUAAUUGUGGUACGGUUGAGGAGAAGGGAAUCUUUUCUGUCAAGAAAGGAAAAACAUACCAUAUCAAGGUUGAGUUUAGCAGUGCUCCAUCUUGCAAAUUGGAUCCUGGUAAUAAUACCCUUUUUGGGAGUGGUGCUGUCAGAAUCGGAGGGGCCAAGGUCAUUGACCCUGAAGAAGAGAUUGAACGUGCUGUGGAAUUGGCAAAGCAAGCUGAUCAAGUUAUCAUCUGUACAGGCCUGAAUGUAAGUUACUUUUCCCAAUUCCGGUUAACGAGACUGACAUAUUUACAGGCCGACUGGGAAGGCGAAGGUACCGAUCGCGAGAAUAUGGAUCUCCCAGGUUCCACAAACGCCCUUAUCUCCGCAGUCAUAGCAGCGAAUCCUUCAACCGUCGUCGUCAUGCAAUCCGGUACACCCGUCGAAAUGCCAUGGGCCUCCUCUGUCAAAGGAAUGAUCCACGCGUGGUACGGCGGAAACGAAACCGGCAAUGCAAUCGCCGACGUUCUAUUCGGGAACGUAAACCCCAGUGCUAAACUCCCCCUCAGUUUCCCAAAAAGAUUGCAAGACAACCCAGCGUUUUUGAAUUACAGAACGGAAAGGGGACGAACGAUUUAUGGAGAGGAUAUCUAUGUGGGAUAUCGAUACUAUGAAAUGCUCGAUCUUCCCACGCUUUUCCCAUUCGGCCAUGGGCUUUCUUAUACUACUUUCGAUAUCACUGAUCUUUCACUCACGAAAGAUGACAUGCUCCUCAAACUCAGCGUCAAAGUCACCAAUACCGGCGAGGUAGCGGGUGCAGAAGUCGUCCAAGUCUAUAUUUCCCAGAAAAAUCCAAGUAUCAAGCGGCCCAAGAAGGAACUGAAAGGAUUCAGGAAAGUCUUUCUUGAAAAAGGAGAGAGUCAAAAUGUGCAAAUCGACAUUGAAACUAAAUACGCUACGAGUUUUUGGGAUGAGGUUAGGGAUUCGUGGAUUUGUGAGAAGGAUACUUAUGAAGUGCUUGUUGGGUCGACGAGCGCGGAGAUUGCUCAGAAGGGUAGUUUUGAGGUUGGGGAGACGAGCUGGUGGAAGGGGUUGUGAAGCGAUGAAUGAAUGGGGAAAUUUUGGGGAUUGGGUUAUGACUUUAUGACUUGUGGGACGCGCUUGGUGCGUUUAUGGUGUUUGG
Molecule: messenger RNA, 2846 nt
Organism: Hymenoscyphus albidus
Lineage: Eukaryota; Fungi; Ascomycota; Leotiomycetes; Helotiales; Helotiaceae
Source: the annotation of a GenBank genome assembly